UCAUGUUUUUGCAAUUGUAACCAUGUUCUUGUAGUAAAAAUGACGAUGUUGUAUAUCAAUUUAAUCGUGUUCUAUGGAAUUCAUUAAAAGAUUGCUGGGCAUGGGAGCGCGGAAGCCUUUUAAAGUUCAAGACAGAAAUGGACAGAAACGUAUUGGUGUAAUGGCAGCAUCUUUGAAAGAACUUAGAAAGAAAGGAUCAGUGAAAUUAGGCAUCAGUAAUGUUGGAAGUAUUGUGUUGGAAGAAGAUGGAACACAUAUUGAUGAUGAAGAUUAUUUCAACUCCUUAAGUGACCAGUCAGUUUUGGUGUUUUUGCAACCUGGCGAGGUUUGGGAAGGAUAUAUCACUUACUUAAAGCUAGCAAGCACGAAAAUUCUUGACAAUGUUAGCAUACGAAAAGAGACUAUUGAUGAGAUACAGGCCCGUUUAUAUGAUCCAGACUCGCCUGAGUUGUUAUUGAUGAUGGAAUACGUUCAUGUUGCGCAUGCUAAUAUCCAAGCAGAGAGGAGACAAGACGAUCCCGACUGGUUUGAAGGUGUUUCGACAUCAAUGAAAACAAAAACACAAGUCAUGAGAGAGUCAGCAAAAGGAAGAGUACGUGGCUAUUUGUGGAAGACAAAAGAGUUCGCCGAAAAGAUGGAUAUUCCGAAAUCUUCGAGAAAAGCUUUAAAGCACAUUUUAUCCUGUUUUCAAGAAGAACUAAAGCGUAAAGAAUACAACGCAAGAUAUUUCGAUCGAACUGCAGAAGCCGAGUCAGAAAAACUAUGUUCAGACAAGGGUUGGUUUUCUUGCCAAGGUGCGUUUGAUCGCGAAUCCUGCGAUAAUUCUCAUACGAUUAACCCGUAUGCUUCUAAAGACACGCGAGUAUUUUUCAGCACAUGGAAUUUAGACCACAGAAUUGAAAAAUCACGAGAAGUUCUGCCACAGUUGGUACAUGCGAUAAAGAACUGUCCGAAAGAUAAAGAAGUGAAUUGGAGGUAUUUUUACCAGCUUUUGUUUACCGUUAGCAAUUUGAAAUUAGUCGAUAUAAGAUGUCAUCGAAAAGACAAACAUGAAAACUACAAAGUGGAUAAACGGAAAGUCUACGUCGAAGCAAUGUCUUGCUAGCUUAUAGUGACGUUAGAGGUUGGGAUGUAGUAAAGAAUUUAAACAAGCAUCGCAGGAUAUAAUAUUCACAAGACUUUAAUUGAAUUUGUUUUAAUCUAGGCUAUAUACACAAAUGGGUUGCAAAUUGCUCUUAUAAAAAACAGAUAAAUUAUUAUAUUCUUACAAGCGAAAAAUGUUUUUUAUAUACAUAUAUAAAAGAAUAAUACAUCCUUUUUUAGUAAGAAUAAUGCUUUUUUUUUAUAACGUUAUUCGUAAAAAAUCGAAACUGUUAAAAAUUGUGUUAACCUUAUUGGUGCGCUACGAUAAUAUUACUUCUGCGUCAUCAAGAAAUGUAACAAUAAAAAUUUCAGCUUAGUCAAGUUUCAAAAAUAAACAAAAAAUGGUGUGUCUGGUGAUCAAGGCCCGGAUUUAUUCUUGUAUUUCUGUUUAGCUGCAUUUCCUGCUAUAGCGUAAAAAAACUCUUGCCCUUUUUAGUAUUCUUAAAAUCGAGUUUUGAUAAAAAGAAUUCUUAUAAGAAAAGGGUGUAAUUCCAAUUCUUAUAAGAAAAGGGUGUAAUUCCAAUUUUUUAACCUUUACCUUUCUAUUACAAAUUUUAAAAGAAAUUAAUAAUACAUAAUUUCAAAUUUUGUGGCUUAGCUGAAAAUAUAGACUGUCCUCAAUUGAUGUGCAUUAUGCUACAAAAUAAAUUUCACAAUAGAAUAUGUUAGCUUAAGUUCACUCUAUACUACACAUAAACAACAAUUAAUAUAUAUGUUUCGAACACUACAAAACAUUCCAAGAUUACAUUUUCACCAGUACCCUUUUUACCAUUUUCCUUUUUUACUUUUUUGAAAUUGUUUCACCAUAUCUGAAAGUUUAUGCACUCCUUCGUAGAGACCAUCCCCAGUUAUUGCACACAUUUCUUGUACGUGCCAUGGAUUUGAUCGUAACUCUCUCAAACCCAUCUUUUCCACGAGUUCCCAUGAUUUUAAUGCAUUUGGGAGGUCUUGCUUGUUAGCCAGAAUCUGAUUUUAAAAGAUGUAAAGAGUUAUAACAACCUCGUUCCCAAAGCGCACAUCUUUUUCACGUGUGAACGAGAAUAAGUGGCCUGAGGCCAAAUUUGCGCUGGUAGUAAUUGCUGUUUUUUUUGUGAAAUAUUUUAUGGGAAUUUUAUUUAUUAAAUAUAUAAACAUUUUUACAAAAAA
Messenger RNA from Hydractinia symbiolongicarpus, 2289 nucleotides. RefSeq names its product DNA fragmentation factor subunit beta-like. The transcript has 4 exons. The coding region runs from base 74 to 1105 and encodes 343 amino acids. The record is from RefSeq and is a predicted model, not a curated record. Gene Ontology annotation, molecular function: DNA endonuclease activity. Gene Ontology annotation, cellular component: cytoplasm; nucleus. Gene Ontology annotation, biological process: apoptotic process; apoptotic DNA fragmentation. Lineage: Eukaryota; Metazoa; Cnidaria; Hydrozoa; Anthoathecata; Hydractiniidae.